GGCCGCCCCACAUUUUGGCGGCCCACGCUGAGGGGCCAUCGGGCGCCCGUGAAGCUUUACCGGAUCCGUAAAGCUCGACCGUGGGCGAGGUGGAAACACGGCCUCAGAGGGAAUCGUGUGAGGCGAAUAUGAUAAACGAAGGGGAAGUCCUGAAAGUAGCCGGACGAGACGCCAUUACGUCAUUCCUCCGCUCCCGUAGCGUAUUUGAGCUCGUGCGCACUUCGGGCAAGGUUGUUGUUUUCGAAACUAACAUUCCAAUUCAACUAGCUUUCUAUGCUCUCCUGGAACAUGAGUCGGCAGCAGCUCCCCUAUGGGAUAGCUCGCGUCGAGAGUUCAUUGGUCUGAUGACAAUCACUGAUUUUGUGGACAUCCUUCGACAUUAUCACGACGAGCAUGGGAAGACAGGCGCAGCUAUAGAAGUGCUCGCCUCUCGGUCUAUCGCCCAAGUGUUGGAGGACGCAAAUGCGGGUGUGCAUUUCAAGCAUGCGAAAGAGGCCAGAUCGGAUGGACUGGGACCGCUGCUUUCUUGUGGUGCGACAGGGGACUAUGGGGGACUGAUUGCUGUGGACGCCGACGGCUCGCUAUACGAUGCUUGUGACGCAAUGCGGUUGAACAGACGCCGGUUCUUACCCAUUGUUGCGCCGAAGGAUUGUGGCAUCCUUGCUGUUGUGACGCAUGUCGAAAUUCUCGAGUAUUUUGUGGCAACAUUCCGAGAGGAGCGUCGACUAUUUGACCAACCCAUUAUCGAGUUAGGCAUUGGGACAUUUGAUGAUGUUGCCUACGUUAGUAACACAACGCCGCUUCGCGAUGUUCUUGAGCUCCUCUGCAUGCGUGAUAUCAGUUCGGUACCGGUUGUCGACGAAACUGGGCGUGUUGCCGCUCUAUAUGGACAUGCAGAUAUUACUUUUCUUGCCACUGCAACGGACGCUGACUCGGUCGUAGUCAACCUCAGCUCUUCCGUUGCAGAUAUCCUGCAGCAGCGCCGCACGGACGAGCCUUUACAUACCUGCUCCCAACAUGCCACACUACAGUCUGUCUUUGAACUGUUCGCCGACGUCAAAUUUCGACGCCUCGUGUGCCUUGAUGACGACUGCCGCCCCGUGGGCGUGAUCUCCGCCCGCGAUCUCUUGCGCUAUUUCCUUUGUUAGGAUGGCCUGGCCUGCCAACCUGGAGCCAUUGCAGAGCCGGCUGAUGCUGCGAAAUGCAACUGGAAUUAUAACUACAGGGGCGCGCGGGCAGGGCGCGUGCUAGCAGGGGCCCAACGACAAUAGACCAACACGCACCCAGAUAAACGAUCCACCAAAAUAAACAGCGAAAUAGACACGUCCCGGCGACGGACCAUGCUCCUCAAAACAAAAUAGAGCAGCGAAAUAGUGCCCCGGCCAGAGAGAUCGUUCUCGCGCGAACCUCCGCGAGCUCGCAAGGUCACGGUGCGAAGCGGCUCUCUCCGUAACAGUGAGAGCAACUCCAAAUCGAAGAAGGAGCAUACAAGGCCGCUAACUUUUGGUUAGAGUGGG
This is a messenger RNA of Aureococcus anophagefferens, 1517 nucleotides long. RefSeq lists its product as hypothetical. The record is from RefSeq and is a predicted model, not a curated record. The transcript has 3 exons. The coding region runs from base 129 to 1148 and encodes 339 amino acids. Lineage: Eukaryota; Pelagophyceae; Pelagomonadales; Pelagomonadaceae.